Molecule: messenger RNA, 2476 nt
Organism: Daktulosphaira vitifoliae (grape phylloxera)
Lineage: Eukaryota; Metazoa; Arthropoda; Insecta; Hemiptera; Phylloxeridae
Product: methyl farnesoate epoxidase-like
Exons: 8
Coding region: 142-1641 (499 amino acids)
Biological process (GO): xenobiotic metabolic process
Cellular component (GO): cytoplasm; intracellular membrane-bounded organelle
Molecular function (GO): oxidoreductase activity, acting on paired donors, with incorporation or reduction of molecular oxygen, reduced flavin or flavoprotein as one donor, and incorporation of one atom of oxygen; heme binding; iron ion binding
Source: RefSeq, a predicted model, not a curated record
CCCCUUCCCAAGAAGUACAGUUUUUUAACAAAAUCCGGAGGCCAGUCAGCAUCACUCGUUCAAUCCAUUCUUUCGGCGCAUAGGCAUAAGACACGCUGCAGAUAUACAAGUAGUGUUAUUUUUUAAAUUUUGAAUACAAUUAUGCUAUUCGCCGUUGUUAUUAUUUUUGUGUUAAUAAUUUUUUGCAUAUUGGACAUCAUCACACCUCAUAAAUAUCCUAUCGGGCCUAAGAGGUUUCCCCUCGUAGGGAGCUAUUUGGAAAUAAGAAAAUUAAGGCAAAAAUUAGGCUUUUACCAUUUAGUUUGGGACCAUUUAUCGCAACAAUUUGGACAAGUUUUUUCUGUAAAACUUGGUAGAAUAGAAGCUGUCGUUGUUACUGGUUACGAUGCAGUUCGUCAAGUUUUAUGUAAAGAUGAUUUUGACGGUCGACCAGACGGAUUUUUUUUUCGAUUUAGAGCUUUUUACAAAAGAUUAGGAAUUGUGUUUGUGGAUGGACCCAUGUGGACUGAACAAAGAAAAUUCUGUAUGCAACAUUUGCGUAAAAUGGGAUUUGGAAGUAUAUCAAUGGAAAAACUUAUAAAUGAAGAAGUUAAUAAUCUAUUAUUGGACUUAAUAAGAAGAAGUGACAAUGGUAAUAAGCCAAUUGAUGUAAAUGGAUUGUUUGACGUUUCUGUUUUAAAUGGUCUUUGGGCAAUGUUAGCGGGUCAAAGGUUUGGUCUUUACGACUCUAAACUAGCAAAGCUGAUGGAACUGACUCAUGUCAGCUUUAGAAUGUUAGAUAUGUCAGGAGGAAUUCUUAAUCAAAUGCCUUUUAUAAGAUUUUUAGCACCAAAAUGCUCAGGAUACAGAGACAUAAAACAUAUAUUACACGAGUUUUAUACGUUUCUUAAGGCAUCAGUUGAAGAUCACAAGCAUAGGGUAAACGACGAAGAAGAUUUAAUAUGUGCAUUUCUUAAAGAGAUUGAAAAAAAUAAAGAAUCAACAAAAUCCUUCUCCGAAGAACAACUAUUAGUACUUUUAUUAGAUUUGUUUUUGGCCGGUUCUGAAACGACAAGUAGUACAUUAUCUUUUGUAAUUUUACAUCUUCUCAGAAAUCAAAGCGUACAAGAUAAAGUCCAUGCAGAAUUAGAUGCAGCAGUAGGAGAUCGUGAAGUUCUUUUAUCUGAUAAAAACAAUUUAACAUACCUUGAGGCCGUGCUAAUGGAGGUUCAAAGGCAUAGCAAUGUAGCUCCAAUAGCUAUAGCUCAUCGCUCAAUUCGAAAAACUAGUUUACAAGAAUAUAAAAUUCCCAAUGAUACACUUAUUUUGGCAAGUAUAUGGAGUGUGCAUAUGGAUAAACAGCACUGGGGUGAUCCUGAAAAUUUUCGACCCGAAAGAUUUUUAAAUGAAACAGGACAAAUCAUAAACGACAGUUGGUUCAUACCAUUUGGAAUAGGUAGAAGGCGUUGUUUAGGUGAAGUAUUGGCUAAAACAAAUGUAUUUAUGUUUGUUGCUAAAAUUCUUCAAAAUUUCGAGCUUAAGGUUCCAGAAGGCGUGCAAUUGCCUGAUAUACACCAAGAAGGAGUUACUGUAUCGCCGUCGCCAUUUUCAGCUCUUUUUAUACCAAGACGUUCGUUUCCGAAUUCAGACAAAAGAUUUUGAUGGAAUGAAAUUUAUUAAUAUCCUUUUAAAUUUAAUUAUUGAUACUAUGUCUUAGAUAUACAGUGUGAUUCUUUUAUGUUAGCCUGUAAAACAAAAAAUGACUGAUUGAUAACAACUUAUGGACCCGUAUUUCAAAAUUUAUUAACAAUUUAAAGUAAUGACUGGCGGUGAGGAGUAGAUGCUACUAAUUUUAUCAUAAGUCAUUUACCGACCAUACUUUUCUUCCCGCUUAGGUAUGAAAUGAGAAUAACUUCCAAAUUACUUGUUCAAAAAUUGUUAUCGACCAGUAAUUUCUAUAAUUAGAUAAUUUUCUAUUUUAUAAGCUAGUAUAAUAUGUAUGUUACCAUUUUAAAAAUAAAAUUCACACCCUUGUAAUAUAUAAGGGAUGGACCUAAAAAUAAUUUUAUAACAGAUAAAUGGAAAUGAGUAUAUUACUAACAAAAACAAAAUUAUUAAAAAAAGUAUUAUUUUUGAGAAAUUGAGUGACUAGAGUUACAAAAAACCACGCUGUAUAAUUCGAUUCUUAAUAUAUAUUUAAAAAUCUGUUGGAUAAUUUAACUAACAAUCAAUCGAUAAAAUAUGUUGUGUCUGAUAUGGAUAUAGUACUCUAUAGAUAGAUAAGUUUUUAUUCAUUGUGUUCUGUUUUAAACUAUAUGUACCAUACCUGAGUAAUUACUAAAAAUAUAAGUUAUGUUAUAGUUUUUGGUUUUAAAAUAUUUGUUUUUAAAAAAAAGAUAAUAUUUAUUUUAAUCAUAAUUUCAAGGUUGGGUGGUAAUUAAAUACGACAACUAGAUAACAAAUACUGAACAUGUAUCUCAAUUAAAUAUUUGAAAAA